UAAAAACAGAUCUGAAUCAUUUCUGUGAAAAUUGCAUAGGAAACACAUAGACCUUUACUUGAAUCUUGAAACGUUGAGCUCAUCCUCUAUAAGUAACCAGCGAAAUCAACGCCAGAGAGAGAGCAGAUGAGAAAUCAAUUACAAUUAGCGAUAGCAGAGAGAGAAUGUACGUAACGAGGCCUCUUUCUAUGUACAGAAAUUACUACCCUCCUUCGGCGGCGCCGGCGCCGGAGCCGGAGGGCCCAAACACAGGGGUUCUGGUGAUGGACGAAGAUGAAAUGGUGGAUUUCAGAUGCUGUUUUGGAUUGGUUAACACAAAGUAUGUGAAGAGGGCGGUGGAGGCGCCGCCGUUCCCUCAGAACAAGAUGCUGCAGCUUUCCUAUUCGUAUUCCACAAAUGGAGGCAAGGACAAUCACACAGAUUACUUACGCGCAAUGCUGAUUCCCGUUCUCAAUCAGCCUUUGUCUUCCAACCAAUAUUAUGUCAUCCAAUCCACUGGCAAAGCAAAAGGGUAUUUGCUUCGUUUCUCCUUCCCUUCUGUUCUGCUUCCGAGGAUUUUAUCAAAUCUCCGGACGGGAUUCGUCCAUAUUUCGUUACACACGAGGGCUGGAAAGCUUAUACCACACCCCUUAACAAAAACUUGGAGGCCAUGGAAGAAGCACUCGGCCUCGGACCCGGUGGUGGUGGGGAAGUGGUAUUGCCCUUUCAUUUUCAUUCGGGAUGGGGAGGUCGGGUCUCAGAUGAGCAACUCGCCGUACUACGAAAUGACGCUUCAGCAGAAUUGGGAGGAGAUAUUUGGGUGUGGGAAUUUGGAAGGAGGUGGUGUCGAGAGGGAAGUGGCAGCAAGUUCGACGGGGGUUGGGCUGAGCUUGGCGGUAAAGAGAAGGGCGGAGUAUGAAGGGGUGGUAGAGUGGAGCAGAAUUGGGUGUUAUGUGUUGGUUGAGAGAUUUGUGCUAAAGAGAACGGGAAUUUAGGCGCACACGUCAAAUUAGAACCAAAUGGGAGUGAGAGAACACGUGGAACGGAAGUUGGUCUGAUGAAUGUUAUAAGACUUAAUAUUUGGGCCUUGGUUGUGUUUUAGUUAAUGGGCCGGUGUUGUAUCAUCGAUUGUCUAUGUUUUGAGCCUUAUAUGAAUAAUAGGCUCGCUCGUAGCCUGCAGAUGUGUGCAGCUUUCCCUGAUUCGUCUAUUUACUGUUUACUUCUGACUUCCAUUUUUCCCGUUUAAUAUUGUAUUUGUUACGGAGAAAUCCAAAUAUGUGAAGCAUUUCCAUGAAGUACUAUAUAUAUAUUUU
Messenger RNA from Momordica charantia (bitter melon), 1292 nucleotides. The record is from RefSeq and is a predicted model, not a curated record. Lineage: Eukaryota; Viridiplantae; Streptophyta; Magnoliopsida; Cucurbitales; Cucurbitaceae.